AUGGAGUACUCCGUUGCGGGAGAGACUAUAACGCCCGAAGAGUUCGAGGCGGGAGAAUGGGCCUGGGUUUUGCGGGCUCAAGAUAGAUUCAAGAAAUCUGUAUACGGGAACCAUCCCGAGAGUAAGCCUAGCGAGAAGCAGGCAGGCAGCGACGGGCGCCAGACGCACGGAGCAGAACAAGUCAAGCGCGGGAAAGCGCCGGUGUGGAAGAAACGGGGACCGUUUCUGAAGAUGCCAGCGAAGGACUUCAAGGUUGCGUGCCGACCCAAGAAUUGGGACUUGAGUAUGGUAACGUCGAGGGAACUCGGAUAUGCCUUGAGAGCGGCAGCGGAGCUGACGAAUGCGACUGCGGCGGAGGAAGACCUGGUGCGGGUCAACGAGACGAAUAACACGAUGACGGAUCAUCCUGCACCACCGGAAGGAGAGCCGCUGACCUGCACUCCAGACUGCAUCGUGUGCCAUGGGGCGCACAACACGGGGAGCCGGAACUGCAAGUUUCGUCUAGCCCGUAAGCAGCCGACGGGCCUGCAGCAGGGCAGUGAGGACAACGGCCUAACUGAGAAGGAGGAGCGGCGCUCGAGGCCCAGGAAGCGGUCAUCCAGUGGUGCGAGAGACGAUAACAAGAGCAGGGACCGGUCCACUUCCUUCCCACCACUGCCCGGACCCGAGCGUGGCAAAGGAGAACAGGGUUCCAGUCAUGGAAGAAGUCCCAGCGCCACGAGAAAAAAGGUGAGCUGGCCCUACGUGGCCUCCCAGAGUGAGACUGCUCGAGAGAAGGAGCUACAAAGGCAGGUGCAGCAGCAGGCUGAGACGAUUAAAAAGAUGGAAGUCAGGAUGGCAGAGAUGGAACGCGCGCUUAAAAGCGACAAAGGACAAAGGGUACAGACGCCGGUGGUCCAGGCCCCACUGAAAGCGGCACAGGCGACUGCUUCUCGCGAGAGCGAGAGCACAGCUAUGGAGGUGGAGAAUUGGGGGAAGCUUAAGAGGCCGCCAUCGGCGGAUGAGGGAGCUAAUGCAAAAAGAGUGGCAGAAACUUCAACGGCGGACACGCCGCAGCCAGUCGUUAAAGUCACUAGUCUUAGGGGGGAAAUGUCUGCCCUUGCGGACAGAAUAGGAAAACUGGAGGAAAGACAGGAUAGGUUGGAAGCUCGGGUCGACAGGAUCGAAGCCAGACUAGACAAGAUUGAGGAGCGUCUUGACGCCUUCACCAAUGACAUGCGGGCUUUCCAAACACAGCGCUGUGUGCGCACCUGGCACGAGCCACCACCACGAGGACAAGCAGAAGAAGAAGCCGUCACCUGCGGCGAGCCUGGAAGCCGCGAAGCCGCACCUUCUCCCGAGGCCGCCGCCACCAUGCUGACGUAUGCCGAGUCUACGGACUCCCGACGCCGGCAUUUUCCCAACCGACUCCUCUGGAGCUAUGUGGCGCCAGUGUUCCUGUCGCCCAUGCUCGUACUGUCCGAAAACCAGGGGGCGAUGCGGUACGUGUACUGCGCUUGCCUGAUGGCCGUGUACUGGGUGUUGGAGAGCGUGCCCUUCGUGGCCACCUCGCUGCUGCCGCUCCUGAUGCUGCCCGUCUUGAACGUCAUGCCGCCGGGAGACGUGGCCAGCGGAUACGUUUCGGAGCCGGUGCUGUCGCUGUUCCUGGGCCUGAGCUUCGCCCUGGCCCUCCGCCACGGCACCAGCCUGUACACGCGGGCCUCGUUCGCGCUGCUCCAGGGCUUCGGCACCAGGGUGCGCUCGCUGGUGCUGGGCUUCCUCGUCUGCACGCUGCUGCUCACGCAGGCGCUGGGCGCCAGCCUCACCGCCGUGCUCAUGGUCUACACGGUCGAGUGCGCCAUGGCCGAGGUCCAGAACGACGUCAUCCGCGAGGAGCAGUUCAAGGCCUACGCGCAAAAGUUCAGACGCCGCUUCUCGAGCGGCGUGGGCCUCCUGGGUAACAACAAGAGGACGCCAAGCGAGGACCGCCUCGUCGCUUCUCGGAUGAACAGGCUCGUCGAGCAGCGGGAAAGGUUUCAGUCGAGGAGUUCGAGAGCUGCUCCAUCGUCGCCCAGCGAUGAGGACGGAUACAGCUUCAUGGGGACCGGGCCGAUGCCCGAACCACGUGCCUUCGCCGUGGCGAUCGACAGUCCACCGGAUAAGGGCAAGAAGAAGAAAGGAGGUCGACGGACUCCUUCAAAGGCAGCCGGCACCCUGAGCGUGGGUUCGGUCACGCCACAACCGCCGUCGGACCGCUAUUCCUUGGUGGCCAGCACGCCCUCGAGUGUGAGAAUGUACUCGGACGUCAGCUCAGAUGUCGCCGCUGUGCGUUCCGCGCCGUCGACGGACCGAGGCCUACCGCUGCAGCAGCAGCAGCCGUCGACCAGCAAGACUCCGGCCGGCUCCAUCGCCGAGAAGUUCAAACAGCGGGGAACCGUGCACAUGAACCUGAACCUGAACAGCGUCCCCGGGCCUCUACAGGCGGGCAACAGGGCAGCGCUUAUACCGACGCCCACGUCGCGAAUGGCGUCCGUGGACGCCAUGUCGCCACUAGACCCGGACCUCCGGAGAGCCGCCAUGCGCGACCGCAAGAUCUCCAUCUACGAGCGCGGCAAGAAGUUGCGGCCGGGCGAGGACGACCUCAGUGUGGCCGCCAGCGCGCUCGAGCCGAAGAAGCAGUCCCGAAAGAAGAGCUCCAUAUUUGGCGGCAUCCGGGAGUUCAUCAAACGACGAUUCACGACGAGCACCUACGUGGACAGCAGCUACCUCCAAGAGCGGAUUGCCUGGGAGAAAGAGAGGUACACCGCCAUUCAGAAGGAUCUGCUCAUCGGCAUCGCCCUGACCGCCAGCGUCGGCUCCAUCACCAGCUUCCACGGGAACGACAGCAACAUCCUCCUCGGCAAGUACUACGCCAACACCGGUGACCGCAAGGACCUGACUACGACGCGAUGGCUGCUGGUCACCCUACCAGUCGCCGCCAGCGCUGUGGCCUUCGCCUGGAGCCUCCUCUUGACGGGAUACCUGGAACGCUACGAUGCCGAUGAGGACGAGGACGCCAGAUACGCCAUCAGCCACGUGCUCAAACACAAGUACUACGAGAUCAGCUCCUUCAGGCAAGUCCUGCUAAAUUAUUGCGGUCAUUGCCCUUGCACUGAGUACUUUGGCUACGACGGUGCCCGCGGCGGGCCAACAGCGCGCUGCGGCUGUCGCAACGCUCAUUGGCUGAAAGCACCGCCUCAGGCAGUCUGGGACUGUGAGGGACAGAUGAUCGAAGAGGCCCAGAGCGUAUGA
Dermacentor albipictus is the source of this 3270-nucleotide messenger RNA. The record is from RefSeq and is a predicted model, not a curated record. NCBI's taxonomy places the organism in Eukaryota, Metazoa, Arthropoda, Arachnida, Ixodida, Ixodidae.